Messenger RNA from Aptenodytes forsteri (emperor penguin), 802 nucleotides. Its product is annotated as retinol dehydrogenase 8. NCBI's taxonomy places the organism in Eukaryota, Metazoa, Chordata, Aves, Sphenisciformes, Spheniscidae. The coding region runs from base 16 to 693 and encodes 225 amino acids. The record is from RefSeq and is a predicted model, not a curated record. The transcript is spliced from 5 exons.
AACGCCGGCGUGGGCAUGGCGGGUCCCCUGGAGUGCCAGAGCCUGGCAGCCAUGCAGAGCCUCAUGGACACCAACUUCUUUGGCCUCGUCCGCCUGGUCAAGGAGGUGCUGCCCGACAUGAAGCGGCGCCGCGGGGGCCACAUCGUGGUCAUCAGCAGCAUCAUGGGCCUGCAGGGCAUCGUCUUCAACGACAUCUACGCGGCCUCCAAGUUCGCGGUGGAGGGUUUCUGCGAGAGCCUGGUGGUACAGGCGCUGCGCUUCAACGUGGCGAUCAGCCUGGUGGAGCCGGGGCCGGUGACGACGGAGUUUGAGGCGAAGGUGUACGAGGAAGCCGAACGCGCCGACUACUCGCGGACCGACCCCGAGACAGCCGACAUCUUCACCAAGCUCUACCUGAGGAACUCCAAGGAUGUCUUCGCCAGCCUGGGCCAGACCCCCGAGGACAUCGCGGAGCACACGCUGCGGGUGAUCGAGGCAGCCCGGCCGCCCUUCCGGCACCAGACCAACGUGGCGUACACGCCGAUGGCCGCGCUGAAGCACGCCGACCCCAGCGGCGCCCUCAUGACCGACGCUUUCUACAAGCUGGUGUUCAAGUACGACGCGGUGCUGCGGCUCAGCCUCCACGCCAUCCGCCUGCUCCGCUGGAAGGCCCAGAAGGUGAAGCAGGGUGCCCGGUUGCUGGGCUUCAAAUAGCUCCUGCUGCCCUUGGCAGCUCGGGGCACCGCACUGGUGCAGCGGGGGGCGAGCGAGGCCGGGACCCGUGUGGGGUUUCGCUUCCUGCUCCCAGCCCGAAAUAGCACCC